AUGGCAAUCCACAUCUAUCUAGGAUUUCGAUGGAAGUCCUGGUGGUAUAUGUGGUGCAUGAUACUAGGCUGCACCCAUGAGAUUGCUGGCUACAUUGGGCGUGUCCUUAUGUACUAUAACCCAUGGAGCUUUGUGGCAUUCAUUCUUCAAAUUAUCUGCAUCACGCAAGCACCGGUAUUCUUUUGCGCCGCUAUUUACGUGACUCUCUCCCAAACUAUCGCGUACUACUCACCGAAGCUGGCAAGAUUUCCCCCGAAAUAUCUAUACUGGGUUUUCAUUACUUCCGACAUCAUCUCCCUCGGUCUUCAGGGCGCCGGCGGUGGCCUAUCUGCUUCUUCCUCAGGCUCCAGCCAAACUGGGGUGGAUAUUGCGAUGGUCGGCUUGAUCUUGCAAGUUAUUAUGCUUUGCGUGUUCCUCGGGUUAUCCGGUGACUUCGCGAUCAGAUACCUGCGAUCAGACGGGGCCAAGAACAUAGGUACUCGUGGAAAGCUUUUCUUCGGCUUUUUACUUCUUGCCGUUCUGGCCACUCUUGCCCGUUGCAUCUUCCGUGCGGAUGAGCUGAAGGAGGGCUAUACUAGUGGCAGUUCGAUAUCCAACGAGAGUUUAUUCAUUGGUCUGGAGGGAGUGCUCAUUGUGGUGGCGGUAUUUGCCUUGUGCAUUGGCCACCCAGGUUUUGGUCUAAAGAAAAAGAAAGCUCACAACUACGCCAGUGUCAAUGGCACAGAGUUAAAAUGA
Molecule: messenger RNA, 735 nt
Organism: Penicillium concentricum
Lineage: Eukaryota; Fungi; Ascomycota; Eurotiomycetes; Eurotiales; Aspergillaceae
Product: RTA1 domain-containing protein
Exons: 4
Coding region: 1-735 (244 amino acids)
Cellular component (GO): plasma membrane; fungal-type vacuole
Source: RefSeq, a predicted model, not a curated record